GCUCAAUUCAUUUUUUUUUUAAAAUAUGCCUUUUUUAUGCGAAAUACUCUCAACUUCAAUGCCUUUUUUUUAUGGCGAUUCAGUGAAUUUUCUUCGAAGUUUUGGAAGUGAGUGGAGUCAAAUGUGAAAGAUCCCUUAAAUAUUUUAGAUUUAGUCGCUAAAUUAGGGAUUUUGAGGGACUCUAGGGUUUCUAAUUUGGACCCAGCUGACAGAGAGGUGUCAUUUUGGGGGUUUCGCAUUUAGGGUUCUGGAGGAUUUUAUGCGUUACGUACUAGUUUGUUUUUUGCUUCAUCUUUUUGCAUUUAAAAUAGUUAGUUACUCUCUAAAAUUUGAACUAAUAAGCUCAACAAGCGUUGAGAGUGGCUUCGGUUAGAGCCCGUUAGUAUCAUGGUCGAAAGAUUUUGGGGAUAAAAAUUAAUGGCUGCACAAGUUUCCUCGCGCGCGAGCGCAGAAUGAGCUACUUAGAUGAGGUUUAGCUGGUUUGGGAGAAUGAUGUUUCAUUUCUUCUUGGGAGCUGCUACAGUUUUGUAGCUUUGACAAGUUUAGUUACAUUGGCAUCACUUUCCAUCGUCAGUUUUCAAGUGAAAGAGCUGCCGGGUUUGAUCCUAGUUUUAUUGGAAGUCAAAAGAAUGGAGAAAAAAAAAGAGUAUUGCUUUCUUUUACUUUCGCCUGAUGAUGUUAUGAAGAAACAAGUUUUGUUUCGCUUUUCCGCUGGAAAAUUUUAUGUCAGUGUAAUUUUGCAGUCAUACGAGUAGAUGAUAACUUUUUCCUGAACUGCUAGAUGCAUGAUCUUUUCUUUCUUUAAAACUGGUUGAUUUUUAUGUGGCUUAAAUAAUCCCACCUGUUUCUAGCGGUAAACAGAAUAAGCAAGAAGGAACAUUAGUUUUCCAUCGUUACUUGUUUGAAUGAGUUCUUCUCACACGCAGUUCUAAAUUGACAUUCUAUAGUCACUAAUCCCUCUUACAAGGGAUUACUGCUUAUUGGUAGCGUGUAUGAUCAGCCACAAAAAUUGAGGUCUAAGACAGUUAUACCUUUGUAACUCGGAACUAAUUUUGUUAAAUUUAAAACACACCUAUGUUUUCUUUGUGACUUAAAAAGCUUUAAAUGCUAUCCACUAUUAUCCGACUGGACACUUGAAUACAAGUAGCUAUUAUAUAUGUACAAGGCAUUGUGAUUCCUCCUUGAUUCAUUUAGUGUGUUUUAUAUGCUGAUAACUGGAUACGCAUUGUGCGACUACCGACUUUCUGUAUUGUUAUUGCUGUCAUGUCUUGAAAUACAUUUGGAUUUUAAAACUUGAAAAGUGUUAUCUGUUAAUUGUAUUUAUGCAAUGCAGCUGUCUGCUACCAUUAAUAUUACUUGGACUGUCUCUUUUGUUGUUGUUGCCUCUUGCCUUUCAAACUCUGGAUUACCCUUCAUAUAGUGUUUAAUGAUGCUGGUGGAAAUGGACAAACUGAGCCUAUACAAGAAAAAGUUAUAGUUGUUUGCAUUUGUUCUUAUUAAAUCUAUGCCGAUACUUUAAUUUUUCAUAUUUCUCACAUCAUUGCUUUUUUUGUUCUUCCCCCCUCUUUUUUUGAUUCAAUGCCCGGAACAUAAAUAGAUAUGCACUUAACCAGAGAGUAUAUUUUGGACGUCACCCUGGUAUCUAAUUAGCAAGAAAUUCUUAUCGGUUUCCUCCGGUUGAUAUCGUCCACUUUGUUUGUCAUUGUGAUAUGAUUUCUCUUUCCUGUCUCUGUUAUUACUACUUUUGUUAUCGUCUGCUACAUAAAUUCUUUCACAUUGAAACUCCUUUGAGCCAUUCCAUGGCUUGGAUUGAAUCAAGAUUCUUACUCUGCACCUCCUGUUGGCCUUUCUAUUUUUUUCCUCCUUUCUGUGUUGGUAUGCUUCCUCUUGCAAAUGCUUCUGCCUGCCGUGCUUCUGUCACAGUGGCCUUGCAAGCUUCUUUUAGAUACAUAAUAUGCCGAGGACGAGAAGAAAUGCUGCAGUUGCCAAGGCAGCUGAACCUGUAGAGCCAGUCGAGCCAAUCGAGCCAGAGGAGCAGGUGAACCUUGAGGAAAAUGAGGAAGCAAUGGAAGAGGAGGUUGAAUAUGAGGAGGUUGAGGAGGAGGUAGAAGAAGAGGAAGAAGAGGAAGUGAUAGAGGAGGAAGAGGAUGAUGAAGAAGACGAAGAAGAGACUAUUGCUGCUAAUGAUGGUGAUGCAGAAGCAACUACAGGUAGUGAUAGCAUGAAAGUUGAUGAGGAAGAUGAUAGGGAUGACGAUGAAAUUAAGGAGCAUGCUGAACUCCUUGCUCGUCCUCCCCAUGGGUCUGAGGUUUAUGUUGGCGGACUUCCUUCUGAUGCAACAGAAGAGGAUUUGAAGGGCUUUUGUGAGUCGGUUGGUGAAGUUGCUGAGGUUAGGAUGAUGAAAGGCAAGGAUUCAUCUGAGAACAAAGGAUUUGCCUUUGUCACUUUCAGAACAAAAGAAUUGGCUGCCAAAGCCAUAAAAGAUCUCAAUAACACUGAACUUAAGGGGAAAAAGAUCAAAUGCUCUACUUCUCAAGCAAAGCAUCGGCUGUUCAUAGGUAAUGUUCCUAGAAACUGGUUGCAGGAUGAUCUGAGAAAGGCAGUGACAAAGGUUGGUCCAGGAGUAGUAACUGUUGAUCUGAUGAUGGAUCCCCAAAAUUCAAGCCGUAAUCGUGGCUUUGCAUUUGUAGAGUACUACAACCAUGCAUGUGCAGAAUAUUCAAAAAAGAAAAUGUCGAGCGCGAAAUUCAAGCUAGACAAUAAUGCGCCUACUGUUAGUUGGGCUGAUCCUAAAAGUGGAGACUCUUCAUCCAAUUCUCAGAUAAAGGCAGUUUAUGUAAAAAACUUGCCAAAGGAUGUGACUCAGGAUCAGCUGAGGAAGCUGUUUGAGCAUCAUGGUGAGAUAACAAAGGUGGUGCUUCCCCCUGCCAAGUCUGGACAGGAGAAGAGGUUUGGGUUUGUGCACUUUGCAGAGCGUUCUACAGCCAUGAAGGCGCUGAAGAAUACUGAGAAAUAUGAGCUGAGAGGUGACGUUCUUGAAUGUUCUCUUGCAAAGCCACCGUCUGAUAAGAAAGUUGAUACGGGAUCUAAUGCUCACAAGGGUGCCCUCCUACCCAAUUUUGCACCUCGUGGAUAUGGUGUCAUGGGAGGGACCUUUGGUGGACUUGCUCCAGGUUUCGCGCCGCCUAUGAUGUAUGGAAGAGGGCAAACUCCUGGUGGCAUGGCAAUGGUGCCUAUGAUAUUGCCAGAUGGGCGUGUUGGCUAUGUGCUGCAGCAGCCUGGAGCACCAAUGCCUCAACAACAGCGAGGUGGUGGUCGGGGUGGCAGCUCGAGUAGCGGUGGGCGCAAAGGCAAUGAUAAUUCUCGUGGCCGCAGGUUUCAACCAUAUUAAUAUUAUUAACAGCAUAUUGCUGGCAGGUGGUAGAGAAUCUGCUGUGCAUGUAAACCUUUGUUAUCUGUGUCGAUGGAUGUUCAGCUUGUAGUAAAAAGGUUGUUGGAGUUGAUUAGCAGAAAGGCUGGUGAAUCCCCUUGUCUUGUGGCCUGACUCGGUUGGUAUUGAGUAGUAUUCUGGCAUUUAUUGAGUAGAAGAGUAAUUCCUUACAUUUUUGACA
Asparagus officinalis (garden asparagus) is the source of this 3611-nucleotide messenger RNA. RefSeq names its product heterogeneous nuclear ribonucleoprotein R-like. NCBI's taxonomy places the organism in Eukaryota, Viridiplantae, Streptophyta, Magnoliopsida, Asparagales, Asparagaceae. Gene Ontology annotation, cellular component: nucleus. Bases 1955 to 3391 code for a protein of 478 amino acids. The transcript has 8 exons. Gene Ontology annotation, molecular function: mRNA binding. The record is from RefSeq and is a predicted model, not a curated record.